UAAUUCCUCCCCAGUCCCCACCACUGAUUUACUCCUGCUCUCCUUCCGAAGCACUCCAUUUUAUAAGGCCAUCAAAUUUAGAAGAGUAUCGAAGCCUGAAAUGGGGGGUGAAAUCUUUGUUCUUAGCGGCUACGGCCAUGGCCACCUCCAUCCUUGCAUGGAACUCUGCAACCACCUAUCCUCUCGAGAUUUCCAGACUACCCUCGUCAUAUCCUCUUCUCUCUCCUCCGCCAUGCCAUCCUCUUUCUCCCAGAAAGUCCUUCCAAUCGCCCCCUCCAACCGCUUCGUACCGGGAUCCGACCCUGUCCAAGCUGCCCAGGAUCUAGAAACCCACCUAACCAAUCACUAUGGAAACCAAAAUCAACCCCCGCCUUUAUGUGCCAUAGUUGAUUUUCAAAUGGGCUGGACCAAGACUAUUUUCUCCAAAUUUAACAUUCCGAUUAUCGGAUUUUUCACUUUCAGCGCCUGUGCCGCCGCCAUGGAGUGGGGAGCCUGGAAGGUCCAAGCCGCCGACAUAAAACCCGGCGAGACCCGUUUGAUUCCUGGGUUACCCGAAGUGAUGGGUCUUACGCAUUCAGACCUCAAAAGAAAACGUCCGGCCGGACCACCACCUGGCGGCGCUCCACCAACGGGGAGAGGACGAGGAGGCCCGCCGAAACCAGGCGAUCUCCCAUUCUGGGUUAAAGAAAUCGAAGGAUCAAUAGCUCUGAUGUUCAGCACGUGUGAUGAUCUCGAGCGUCCAUUUCUUUCCUACAUGGCCGAUCAGAUGGGUGUGCCUGCAUUUGGAGUCGGCCCACUCUUGCCGGAAAAUUACUGGAACCCACCUUCCGGUUCUCUGAUCAGUGACCGUCAGAUAAGGGGUGACAACCGCCAAUCGAACGUAACCGAAGAUGAUGUGAUUCAAUGGUUAGAUCGCAAGCCACGUGGGUCAGUCCUAUAUAUUGCUUUUGGGAGUGAAGUGGGUCCAACUACUGAGGAAUAUUCCGAACUAGCCGGUGCACUGUCGGAGACAACCCGACCGUUUAUUUGGGCCAUACAAUCCGGGUCGGGUUACACCGCCGAUGGGUUAGAGAGCAAGGUGGGUUACAGAGGCCUGAUAAUAUAUGGAUGGGCUCCCCAGUUGUUGAUUGUGAGCCACCAAUCGACGGGGGGGUUUUUGUCCCACUGCGGGUGGAACUCGACGUCGGAGGCAAUCGGACGUGGAGUCCGGAUCUUGGCGUGGCCCAUUAGAGGAGACCAAUACCAUAAUGCCAAGAUGGUGGUGAAUCAGCUUAAAAUAGGGUGGAGAGUGGCGGAAGAUAUGUCGGAGAUGGUGAAGAAGGAAGAUGUAAAGAAGGGGAUUGAAAAGGUGAUGGGUGAUGAAGAGAUGGGGAAUCGAGCGGCGCAAUGGAGAGAAAAAUUCAGCCAUGGUUUUCCGGCAAGUGCAGAUGCUGGAUUGGAUGCUUUUAAGGAGUUUAUUACCCGAAAACCAGCUGCAGUUUCAACUGUUUCCGUUAGUUAAAUGUCAUGUAAAUCUAGAUCAAGUCACGGUGACAACUGCAUAAUUUGAAUCUGAUGCUUCUGUUUGUAAUAUUCACAUUAUAAAAUAAAGCAAGACAUGUGAGUGAAAUCCUGGUUCUGUAUUGUAAUGAAUGAUGGAUUGUUUUGCAACUUGGAAUAUAACUGUUGAGACUUA
Messenger RNA from Rubroshorea leprosula, 1675 nucleotides. NCBI's taxonomy places the organism in Eukaryota, Viridiplantae, Streptophyta, Magnoliopsida, Malvales, Dipterocarpaceae. The record is from the annotation of a GenBank genome assembly.